This is a messenger RNA of Sphaeramia orbicularis (orbiculate cardinalfish), 5099 nucleotides long. It is a transcript of the gene cdc45, whose product is annotated as CDC45 cell division cycle 45 homolog (S. cerevisiae). Gene Ontology annotation, biological process: mitotic DNA replication preinitiation complex assembly; double-strand break repair via break-induced replication; DNA replication initiation. NCBI's taxonomy places the organism in Eukaryota, Metazoa, Chordata, Actinopteri, Kurtiformes, Apogonidae. Gene Ontology annotation, molecular function: DNA replication origin binding; single-stranded DNA binding; chromatin binding. The transcript has 18 exons. The record is from RefSeq and is a predicted model, not a curated record. Gene Ontology annotation, cellular component: DNA replication preinitiation complex. The coding region runs from base 3076 to 4785 and encodes 569 amino acids.
UAGUGUUAGGUAUGAUUAUGACAUCAAUAUAUGUUUGGUUUCAAAACAAUUGACGUAGUGUCUGCUGAGAAAAAACAACUAAAUGUUCAGUGUAAAUUUUGCUUCCCCACCCUGUAACAUGAAUAAUACUACAUACUACAACAAUAGCAUAGUAAUGCAUAAUACAAAUCAGCGUGACAGAGACGGUCAUUAGCUAAGAAAUGGGGUUGGCUAAUUUCAACAAACAACUGACAUCCAGCAUAAAACAGAUUCUAGCACAAAAUUCUCAUAAGCACACGAGCAGAUGUCAAUCUUGCAUAUUGAACCGUUAGCCUAAAAAACACACACAUCACAUUGUUACUGGGGGUAGCUGCCAACUGCUAUCUCUGAUGGGCAUCAAAUGCAAUGGCAUUUUGUCACCAGAUUAUACCCACCCCAGUGAUGAAUGCAAGCCCGUCUUUUAUUGAUUUUAGGUGUAAAAUGGAGUCAUAUAAACCACUUGGUCAGCGUUACAUACUCGGUGUACAAUGCAGUUUUGCUCCACUGACUCUGUCUCCAGCGCUUUAAAUCUCUCCGUCUUCCUGUAAUAUAUUUUGAAUGUCAUUCUAUGUCCGUUCACAUAUGUACAAAGUGUUCAUAUGCCCAAUCUGUAAUAUACUAUGUUCAUGUAGCAUCUCCACUCAGCUCUUGUCACAGUUUUUGCAGUGCCUGCUGUACUGUUUUUUAUUUUGCAGCUGGAAAUCACGGCUCUGCUCUAACUGGACAGCACACCCUGUCAAAGUUGUUACAAGUGUAAAAUAAUUGAGGUAAAUGCUUUCCUACAUCAGUGGUCUCAGGCUUAACGUGGGUCUGGUUUUCUUUGAGUGCUGAUGUUUGGAAGAGGAUGUGGAGGAUCGGUAACAGUAGAGCCAGACCUCAGUGAACCGGAGUGGGUCAAACCUCUCCAGGCGAUGGUGCUAUGACCUCCCAGUGCUCCUACUGGUCAGGUUUUCUAUCCUGUUAAUAGAUUUAUUUGACAUUUUAACACAGUGAAUGCUACAGCCCGUGAGUCGUUUCUUUUUCUUUUUGUUAUGCUGACUGGUUAUCAAGGGAAAAACAUGACAAAAUGUACAGCAGAUGUGACUGUUUUUGCAGAUUGAAUCAUGGGAAACGAGCAAUUUGUUUUCCUGUUUGUAUGUGAAACCAGCCAAAGUUUUGCAGGGUCAAAGCAUUUUUGCAUCAUCGCUGUGAUUUGAGAUUAAAGCAGCAGGAUCACAGUGGAUGCACGACCAAACUUGGUGGAAAAAACAAAUAAUUUUGUGCCUUUGUUUACUACAGUAAUUGAAAUGAAUGAAGUGUAUACUGCAUGUUAACAGUGUAUGCUCUCUGUCAUGUUGUUAAAAACAAAGUUCUUCACUUUUUAUUGUUUCAUAGUGUACAGGAUUCUUUUGAAAAAUUCUGGCAUGCUGCCUUUCUUUACCUCAGAAAAAAAAGACUACUUAGGUUUUGUUGAUGGUGGAAUUUGUUGCUGAAAAGAGUGAAUAUUUCUUGGUAUAAAACUAUAAUUUACAGCAGAAUGAGAAACAAAGGUUGGAAUAAUGUGUAAGAGAGAUGAAUAUCUUAAUUUAAUUUGUUAGUCUUACAGGAAUUUUCUGAAAUGAUGUAUAUUGAUGUUGGUGUUGUCUUUCAAUUUGGGGCAUGUAGGAAUUUACUUGAAUUUAAAUUUUUGGUUUGUUUACCUUUAAUGUGAUCAUUUUAUUUGAUGAGAAUAGGAAUAAUACUGUAUUUGUUUGAAGUUCUGGUUGACCAUUCACACAAAGAUGUUCUUUGUAUUCUGCUGUUUUUUGAUAAAUUUCCGCAUGUUUGACUGUUUAAAAGCAACACAUUGUAAACGUUACUCAUUUGAUCAUUUAUAUCCCCACCUUUCCAUCCACAUCUAUGCAGUUUUUGCGUUUUUCCAGAAAAUUUGUUCACAUUAGAUUGUUGAAUAUACUGUAUGUCUUUCUUUUUUUUUUUUUCUUUUUUUUUAAAAACCCCAAUCAACAUCCAUGCUAAACUUUUACUUUAAUGUCAUCAUUCUCAUUAUUUGCCUUGUAACUGCUCCUGGUGUACAUUACCCUGGCUGUGAGUGUUGUGUUGCUUUUAAUGAAUCUUUUGGUGACACUAAAUAAUGUUUCUAAAAAGUCUUCUAAGACAUAGUGUACUCUUUGAUCUUUUUUUUUUUUUUACUCUGAUUACUCUAAAUUCAGGUAAUACUGCAGCGUUUAAUAUAGUUACAGUAAAUUAUACUAUGGAAGCAGCACUUAAUGUUAUACAGCGAAGUCAAGUUAACGACAUCAAAUUGCUCAGUAAACUAUGUAAAUGUGCAGGAAUAAACUGCACACUAAGUGACAUUAUAGGGGGAAAUGUUAGGGUUGUGCUUUCAAAUAUUUUACAUUCACCUACCACUGCAGUUGAAUGUAAACAUAUCCUACAACAUCAUAGUCGAGAGGCUGUUUUAAAACCCUCUGCACUUUAAUAAAUGUGUUUCAUGUAAUUGAAAUUAUAUAUGGGUAUAUGUUGGCAUUUGUUUUACAGUUUUAUUUAUUAAAGCUCAAACAGUCAAUACUCACCUCACUGUACUUAAAAACAGUGUAACUUUGUAUUUAUUGACGUGUGUAAAUCAUAUGAAGCUGCCAUGUUUACAAUUUCACCUGUGUCAGGGCUAUGAAUAAGACAGUGACUGGAGUUUUUAUCAGUUUUUAGUUGUGCAUUUUAUCGGCAAAGACAGAAUUGAAUUUGUUUCAUCUAGCUAUCUUGAUAAAGGUACGUCUACAUGUCUCAGUUGGACAGAUUUCCUCUGUUUUGCUUUGUCCAAUGGCAGCCAUUUGUUAUUCGGGUCUUGUGCGUGUCGUGUACUUAUGACGUAAUGACGCUCUUCCCAGUGAUUGGUCAGAUGUCAUGCGUAGAUUUGGCGCCACAUUUCCAACCAGGAACAGAGUCCGGCGCUAUUCUUCAGCCCUGGCCUCCUCUCCUGACAGCAAACACACACAUUUCAGUUUGUAGCCUUAUUUUAUCUAGUGCACUUGCUACGUGUCAAAAGGUUUUUAAGGGCUGCUUACAACUGUUGAGUUUAAAAUGUUCAUCACGGACAUCAGGAAGGAGUUUUAUGAGGUUGUCGCCAACCAGAGAGUUGCACUCCUGGUCGCUUCAGAUGUCGACGCUCUCUGCGCUUGCAAGAUACUGCAGAGCCUGUUUCACUGUGACCAGAUCCAGUACACACUGGUCCCUGUUACAGGUUGGCAGGAUCUCAGCACUGCCUUCCUUGAACACAGAGAACAGUUUCGCUACUUUGUUCUCAUUAACUGUGGAGCAAAUGUUGACCUGCUUGAGAUGCUUCAACCAGAGGAUGACUCCAUCUUCUUUAUUUGUGACACUCACCGUCCUGUAGAUGUGGUCAAUGUCUACAAUGACACCCAGAUAAAACUGCUAAUCAAACAGGAUGACGACCUUGGCGUACCCUCCUAUGAUGAUAUCUUUAGAGAUGAGGAGGAUGAGGAGGGAGAUGACUCUGGAAAUGAAAGUGAUGAUGGCUCAGAGCCGUCGGGAAAGAGGAGGAGAUUUGAUGAGGGGGCAGUUGAGAGGAGAAUUGAAAGACAGCGAGCAAGGAGAGAGUGGGAGGGGCGAAGGAGGGAAAUCUUGUUUGACUAUGAGCAGUAUGAAUAUCAUGGGACCUCAGCUGCAAUGAUGUUUUUUGAGCUGGCGUGGGUUUUAACUAAAGACACCAAGGACAUGCUCUGGUGGGCCAUCAUUGGACUGACAGAUCAGUGGGUUCAUGACAAAAUUACACAUAUGAAAUAUGUGACAGAUGUGGCCACAAUGCAGAGACAUGUUUCCCGACACAGCCACAGAAAUGAAGAUGAGGAGAAUUCUCUGUCUGUGGACUGCAUGAGGAUCUCCUUUGAGUACGAUCUGCGUCUAACCCUGUACCAGCACUGGUCCCUAUAUGAGAGCAUCUGCAACUCAUGUUACACGUCCUGCAACUUCAAGCUUUGGACCUUAAACGGCCAGAAGAAACUCCAGGAGUUCUUAGCUGACAUGGGGUUACCUUUGAAGCAGGUCAGGCAGAAAUUUAACUGCAUGGACAUGUCCAUCAAAGAAAACCUAAGAGAUGUCAUUGAAGAGUCCUCCAAUAAAUAUGGUUUGAAGGAUAUCCGGAUCCAAACAUUUGGGGUUCACUUUGGCUUUAAGAACCGCUUCUUUGCCUCUGACAUGGUCCACGCCACAGCCGCUCUGCUGGAGAGCACCGACAAAGACGGGAGUGACAGUGACAACUUCAUCAAAGCUCUGGAAUCCCUGUCCAGAAGUAACCUGGAUCGCCUCCAUUCAGGCAUUGACCUGGCGAAGAAGAAGCUGCUGGCCAUCCAGCAGACGGUAGCCAGCUGCAUCUGCACCAACCUCAUCCUGUCCCAGGGCCCCUUCCUCUACUGCUACCUCAUGGAGGGAACUCCUGAUGUGAAUCUCUUUUCCAAACCCAUGGCUUUAACUCUGCUCUGCAAAUACCUCCUGAAGGCUUUUGUCCAUUCUACGAGGAAUAAGCGCUGCAAACUGCUGCCUCUCAUCAUGGCUGCUCCAAAGAGUGUGGAGAAGGGAACGGUCAUCAUUGUGGGAAUCCCACCAGAGUCUGAAAUAUCAGAUAAGAAGAACUUCUUCGGUCGGGCCUUUGAGAAAGCAGCAGAGAGCACCAGCUCGAGAACUCUGCACGACCACUUUGACACUUCAAUAAUUGAACUAAAGAUGGAGGACAGAAGCAAGUUCUUGGAUGCACUUAUCACCCUGCUGUCAUGAAACAUGUCCUGUGAGCCAGACUUUUAACGUCUAAGUGUUGAACUUUAAGAACCAGACAGUAAAAGGUACAAGUUCUUCCUUUGACGUCAGUGCUGCUGGUCUUUACAUCCACUUGGCAGAUAUGAGUCAAAUCAGUCUCAUAUGGCAUUAAUACAUGUUUAAAAUCCAUUUUCUGUGUAUAUUGUACAGGUUUUGUGUGAGUGUAUGAAAGUCUUAUUUUUGUUCAGAAUUUGUUUUAGACAUUUGUCUUUUAUUCUCGUCUUUGUAAGAAGUUAAUUGCAUAUGAUUCUGAACAUGUUUGAUAAAUCUUUUAA